AUGCGUGUUUCAAAUGAUCACUGGACUACUAUAUUAGAGUUUUCCGAAUUACACAAGGAAAUAAUAACUAACCGAUUUAGCACCCACUUCAACGGGAAACAGAAAAAUGUGGAGUUAUGGGAAGAUUUGGCCACCAAAUUAAAUAGUCUAGGCCAAGGUGAAAGGUCUGUUGAAGAAUGGAAAAAAAAGCUUGCAGACUGGAAAUCAAAAACCAAAGCUAAAUCUGCUAAAAUAUAUAAGUAUAUUCAUGGCACUGGUGGAGGUCCUUCUAUCAAUAUAAAGCUAACAACUUUGGAAGAAAAACUUUUGAGCCUGAUGGGAACUGCAGCUGCUUAUGGGGAUAAGACUGUUGCAGAGAAAGGUGGGGGUACACAAAAAGACUCAAAACACAAUCAUAAUGAAAUAAUUCAAUGUCUGGUUCCCUCAUUAGUAGGUCUUAAGAGGAAAUUGAAUGAACAUGUAGAGGAAAAAAAGCAAAGUCUAGGACCAAAUGGUGCUCGAAGUGAAGAAUACAUAAAAGAUCCCAGGAAUUCAAGCAAAAAUCAGCAGAUGAGAAUAUCAUAA
Phaedon cochleariae (mustard beetle) is the source of this 564-nucleotide messenger RNA. NCBI's taxonomy places the organism in Eukaryota, Metazoa, Arthropoda, Insecta, Coleoptera, Chrysomelidae. The record is from the annotation of a GenBank genome assembly.